UCAAAACAUGAAAUCUGCCUUGUGCCUUCUAUCAGACACAUUAACAAAGCCUAAAACGCAGCCUACUGCAUUUUUGAGGCCAUAUGUGAAAACACAUAGUUCCCGAUAAGAACUUUGAGUAUUUCCGAGAAACCAACUUGACUGCGAGCAAUAGCUGUCUCUUUCUAUAUCGCAGUGAUGAUAAUGAUGAUGAUAAUGAUUGUUACAUAGUCGUUUGCCAGAUGUGUAAUUGUGCUUACACGAAGAUCUUGGCUGUGCUCAUAAAAUUGGCGAGGAAAAUAAACAAAUAAAUGUUGAAUAAUGCGUGAAGAAUAAAUUUAAAUUGGUAUAAAUUAUGCGGCGAGCGACGACAGUUUCUAGGCAAACGCUAGAGGACAGAACCGAGGCGCGCUUGCAAUAAAUCUCACGGGGAUUUCAGAGAUGGGCUCUUAUCUCAGAGCCGGAGCCUGAUAAAACCAAAAACAAAAAAAAAAACAAGUCCAAAUAACAAGCUGUCGACUGGUUGUUGACAAUUGGGGGUCUGCAAUAGACGCGCUUUGCAAUUGGACAAUAAAAACCAUGGAACUGAUAAUAAACACAAAGGCGGGAAGCCGAACGCCAAUGCAAAUUGGGGCUUGGCACGGAAGUUUGCAGCCACUUUGGACGCAAGCCAACAACACGGAGAUGAUGCAUAGAGUUAUUUAAUUUGUUCAUUUAUCUAAUCGGGCGUGUUCUUAGGGAUCACAAUAAAACCGAAUUGCUACUGUCAGCGGCAAGAUACUGAUGAAUAAUGGCCAGGCUCUUGAUGAUGAUGAUGAUGAUGAUGUUGAUUAGGCUGAAGAUGCUGCUAACCCAUGCCAGAGCAUCAUGCACUUCACUUACCGCACAACUAUCGAGCAGCAAAGAUGACGGUGGCAACCGCGGCAGCAACUCGGCCCAGAGCCAAAGCCUAUCGUUUGGAGGCGCCCGACGGCGGCUGGGGCAUCCUGGUCUGCAUUGGCAUGGCCUUGCCGUUUAUUAGCGCCUUGGCGGCGCUGCCCUCGUUUGGCCUGAUCUUUGGCGACUUCCUCAAAGGCAUCGGCGCCGAGACGAGCGCGAUCGCCAUCAUCACCAGCACCUUCUUCUGCUCCAUGAGCUUUGCCGGCCUGUUCUCCGGCUCGCUGUUUCGCCGCUUCGGCAUGCGUCCGGUGGGUCUGGUCGGCGGCAUACUCUAUUUUCUGGGCACGGGCAUGCAGUAUUUUGCCAAUUCCACGCUGCAGCUGACGCUGGCCUUCAGUUUGUUCCAGGGCACAGGAUUCGGUUUGAUUGUGCCCACCUGCUAUACGUCGUUUAACAAUUACUUUGUCAAGAAUCGCGUCAUGUGGAUGAGCUUCGCCCAGACGCUAAUUGGCCUCGGCUCGAUGGUGUAUCCCAUUCUGAUGCAGAAACUCCUGCAGUGGUAUGGCUUUCGUGGCUGCCUCCUGGUGCUCACGGCCAUCAAUGCGAACGCGGUGCUGGGCAUGCUGCUCAUGCAUCCCGUUGAGUGGCAUAUGCGACGCGUGCCCCUCGAGGAGGAGCAGAAGGAGGAGGAGGAAGAGGAAGCCGAGCAACUGCAGCCCGUACAGCCGACUGUCGUUGUGCAUAUCCAACCGGAGACGCCACUGAAGCCCAUACCAGAACUCGACUUUGGACCAGCAGCAAAUGUUGCCUCCAUGCCCGUAUCGAAUUUGGGCUCGCGUCGCGUAUCGCACGCUGACGACCACACGCUGCGUAUCAUCUCCAGUCGCGCCUCCAGCAUUACCAGCCUGGGCAACUGGUCUGGCCCGAUGGUGGUCAGCGAUGCCUCGCCCCAAAUGAUGCACAGCCUCCAGGCGUCACGCCGCCAAUCGGUUAUAAGUGGCGCUUCACCCUGCCGAUCCGCAUCCGCAGCCAACGAGGACGAAGACCUGGACGUACCUGGCGAGACGCGCACCUGCUGCGGCACCAUUGUCGAUUUCCUCGACCUGACGCUUCUCAAGAAACCCAUCUACGUGAACAUUGUGCUCGGCAUCACAUUCGCUUUAUAUUCGGACAUCUCGUUCUUCACCAUGCAGCCCUCAUAUCUCUUCGAACUGGGCUACAGCAAGGCCGAUACGGCAAAUGUUAUAGCUAUCGGAGCCGCUGCGGAUUUGCUAUCGCGAAUUUUUCUGGCAUUUACCGCGAUUUUCAUUCAAGUUCCCGCUCGUUACAUUUAUUUGGCCGGCGCGCUGUUCACUAUUUUCGCUCGAUUUGCUCUCAAUGGCAUCACCGAUUUUGUGGGCAUGGCCUGCAUCACGGCUGUGCUCGGCUUUUUACGCACUUGGAUACAUGUACCGCUGCCCUUGGUAUUUGCCGAUUACUUGCCAAAGGAACGCUUUGCUAGCGGCUAUGGCUUGUUCAUGUUUACACAGGGUAAUGCAAUGUUUAUCAUUGGGCCGAUCGUUGGCUAUAUACGAGACUGCACGCAGGAUUAUUUGUUGGUUUUCCAUAUAUUGAACGUAUUCAUGGCCCUGUGCGCCGUGCCCUGGAUCAUUGAGGUGCUGAUCGUCAAAUUUCGCCGGCGCAACAAAAUUGAACGCAAUAAUGUCUGCGAGCACGGUAAUGGCAACAACAACACGGUGCAUUAAAAGCACUUUGUUAUUCUAUUUUAAUUAAUAUACAAUAGCAAAUGUAUAUUCAUGUACGUUUUGUAGGUAUUAUUGUAUUAAAGAUAUGCUGAUAGCAGCAAAAACAGUUACUAA
Molecule: messenger RNA, 2717 nt
Organism: Drosophila montana
Lineage: Eukaryota; Metazoa; Arthropoda; Insecta; Diptera; Drosophilidae
Product: monocarboxylate transporter 9
Exons: 5
Coding region: 834-2603 (589 amino acids)
Biological process (GO): transmembrane transport
Cellular component (GO): membrane
Molecular function (GO): monocarboxylic acid transmembrane transporter activity
Source: RefSeq, a predicted model, not a curated record